Molecule: messenger RNA, 1023 nt
Organism: Aspergillus heteromorphus CBS 117.55
Lineage: Eukaryota; Fungi; Ascomycota; Eurotiomycetes; Eurotiales; Aspergillaceae
Product: kinase-like protein
Exons: 8
Coding region: 1-1023 (340 amino acids)
Biological process (GO): protein phosphorylation; spliceosomal complex assembly; regulation of mRNA processing
Molecular function (GO): protein kinase activity; ATP binding
Source: RefSeq, a predicted model, not a curated record
AUGGCAUCUCUAUUAGGAUGGGUUAAAAGCCCCUUUCGGAGAGUUCCGUCCCCUCCCAUGCGUUUUCCGACCAGCGGAUUUGAGACGGUUCCUGCGUCCGAGAUACUCGAAGAAGAAGGAUUUGCUGAGUUGAAGAAAGUCCAAUACUACUACCCUGUCAAUAUCGGCGAUGUUUUCAGUUCCCAGUACCAAGUCGUUGGUAAGCUAGGAUUUGGGGUUAUCUACCUCAACACCAGGGGCCAUCAAUACGUGACACUGAAGAUCUAUACACGUGACCAAGCAAACGGAGAAGAGUUUCAGAUCUACAAACACCUAAACCAGGAUGCCUUUACCAUACCUCGUCCAGGGGGCGAUCAUCCCUGCCUUGUCCAGAAACCCAUGUGGGAAAGUUUCAGGGAUCUACUCUAUCGGAAUCCCAGCCAUCGGUUCACCGAAGAUCUACUCAGAUUUGGUCUUAUGCAGGUCUUUCUUGCACUCGACUACCUGCAUACUGAGUGCAAGGUUAUACACACAGAUAUCAAGGGUGAUAACAUUCUCCAGGAAAUUGAGGACAGCUCGGUCCUGGAAGCUUUCGCCAAAGCUGAAAUGGACAACCCCGAACAUGAGGCCCAGCCGAAUAUCUAUAGGUCUCCGGAGAUGAUGUUGAAGGCAGGGUGGAGUUAUCCAAUUGAUAUAUGGAAUGUUGGGGCUAUGAUAUGGGAUCUGCUUGAAGGCAAGCACAUGUUUUAUGGCAAUGACCCAGAUGGGAAGGGGUAUUCGACCCGUGCGCAUCUGGCGGAGGUUAUUGGGUUGCUGGUACCGCCGCCGUUGGAUUUGCUGAAGAAGGGGAGGCGGAGUGCUGAGUUUUUCACCGAGGAUGGGCAAUGGAAACAAGACGUGGAGAUGCCGAUACCGCAGGGUCGAAGCUUGGAAACAUCAGAGGAGUUCCUUGAAGGACGGAACAAGGAGAUGUUUCUUGAGUUUGAUCGGAAGACGGCGAAGGAGUUGUUGGAGGAUCCGUGGUUGAAUGGUCGGGUGGAGUAG